This is a messenger RNA of Vanessa tameamea, 2871 nucleotides long. RefSeq names its product ribitol 5-phosphate transferase FKRP. The coding region runs from base 263 to 1753 and encodes 496 amino acids. NCBI's taxonomy places the organism in Eukaryota, Metazoa, Arthropoda, Insecta, Lepidoptera, Nymphalidae. Gene Ontology annotation, biological process: protein O-linked glycosylation via mannose. The transcript has 5 exons. Gene Ontology annotation, cellular component: Golgi apparatus. The record is from RefSeq and is a predicted model, not a curated record.
GUGUACAUUUUAUAAAAUAAAAUAAUAUUACAUGAAUUAUGUUAUGAAUUAAAUAUAUUUUUUAUUUUAAAUAUAAUUUGUCUCAUUAAAUAUUAAAAUAAUUUUCGUGUUCUAUAUAAAGUGGUGACAAAUCUGUGCUAUGAACUUUUAUUCGUGCACUGAAAAAUAUAAAUAAUUACUAAAAAUUAAGAUUUAAAUUGAUCUUAUUAAUAAUAUAUGUGCAUUAGUAUGAAUGAAAUGAUUACAUUUAAUAAUAUAAAAAAUGUUGCAUCGUUUGUUACGCGGUCGAUUGACGUUCAAAGUAUAUAUUAUUUUAGGAAUAAUUGCGAUCAUCGUAUGCGGUUAUUUGAUUCCUCAAUAUAAGAUAUAUCCCAUAGCUCCCGUAACAUCGCCGAGCUUGGCCCAUUCUCAUUCAACACGGCAUUUGUCUAAGCUCGUUACUGUCAUAUUCCGUCAAUUUGAAGACUUUGAAAAUGAUAUUGCGGAAAGUGUACAAUCUUUUGUCUCAGCAUAUCCAAACAUACCAGUAUUGGUGUUGUGUGAAAGAAGACAGUAUCCGCCUUUCCAGUUUUCUGCUACAAAUAUAACUCUGCGUAAUGUCAAGAUUAUAACACUAGAGUUUAAGCUGGACACGAUUCCAAACGACCUCGACCCAUUGUCUUAUGUUUCUACGGACUAUGUGUUAUUUGUCCCUGAUGCCUCACGAGUAUCCCGGCGUGUGUUUCAAAUGAUGGCUGUUACCGCUACCACAUAUCCGACUCAGGCAAUAGCCGUUGGUGUAGGGAACUCACGAUUAGUUUGUCAACAAUUAAAAUGGGCAUAUAUGGAUUGGACUCUACAUUACAGUAAAGACUCUUCUAAAAAACUUUGUGAUGCCAUUCAAGGACAACAUGCUUUAAUGAUCAAGACUUCAAUGCUGCGAAGUCUACCAAAGCCAUUUGCAUUGCCUUUUCCAGAAUCCUUGUACUUACAAACUGCCAUAAGGAAUAUAAAGGUGCAAAUAUUGGAUAGUAAGUUUGCUACAGGAAGGAGUGUAUUAAAAACAACAGCAUCUAAACAAAAGGCUUCCAAGAGGCAGAGAGAUUACCGAUUAGCAUUAUACAAGGAACUUGGAGUGAAGGCUGUUAUGAAAGAAGAUGGCAGAGUACAGUGGUUUGGUUGUAAGAGGGAAAGUCAGCGAUGUUUCCCACCAGUACAAAGGACUCCAUCAUAUGUGUUAGCAGGGCGUAACACACCGCCAUGCUGUCUCCGUAAUAUACGGCGAACAGUUACUCAUGUGCUUCGAGCACUGUUACAGGCUGGGGCCAGAUGCUGGCUUGAAACAACAUCUUUGUUAGGGGCUGUUAUGCGUGGUGACUUACUUCCGUGGGUUGAGUAUGCCGAAAUUGGUAUUCACGCAGGAGAUCUCACCCGAGUUUCCUGGUUACAAAGAGGGGGUGCAGACAAUGAUGGCUUUGUAUGGGAAAGAGCGACGAAAGGUCAUUACUACAGGGUUGCUUAUUCUGCAACAAAUCGAGUUUACGUUCUUAUUCUGCCUUUUACCUCAAGAAAUGGCACCAUGUGGCCUGCUGAUUGGGUUUUAGCUCAUCAACGUGAAUUUCCAGAGCGGCAUUUGCAUCCACUUGCUCAGAUACAGUUUGUUGGUCGUCACUCACCAGCGCCUAACGAUGCCCGCGCUUUCUUGGACCUGAAACUUGGCCCUAAUGCCGUUGAGAAGUGCGACAGGAUCGGACCUAAACUUCUAUAUCCUUAGAUAAUAAAAUAAUUAAUGUAAUUAAAAAAUAAUGUCAGUUUAAAUAUUUGAAUGAAUCUUGAAUUUGACACAAAUUACAAUAAAUAUAAGGUCUUUACAAUUUUUAUCUAUAUUGAGGCUUUUUUUAAAUAUUUUAAACAUAUUAGAAUCUGAAGUACAAAAAUGUUAUAAUGGGACAAUAUCGCUUAACUCAAAGCUAAUUAAUUAAUUUACGAAUAUAAGUGACAACCGAAAAUUGCUAAUAAUUGAUCUUAUUAGCAGCGAUAAAUUAUUUUAUAAUUAUGUUUAAAUUUUGACAUUAUUACCAUACCAAAAAAUGUUCCUUUUUGCAUUUAUUGUUUGCGUGAUUUAUUUCACAAAAAAUAUUAUAUCUGUAAACAUAGCACACAUUAUUACUUAGUAUGUAUUAAGGAUGUGCAUAAGAUCGCCCAAUGAUGAGUUUUAAGUGUUUUGAUCUGAAAUUUAAUUAAAUAUUAAUCUUUAUAUUUUCAUAAUGCUCAGAAAGUAAUGACAUGAUAUACAUUAAGAAUUAACGCCUUUACUUAUAAAUAUUAUUUAGUGGGUGUUUAGUUAAAUACGGAUUUAUCUCUUUCUGUAACCACUGAUUUGAUAUUCGAAUGUAGAGAAACCUCAUUGUUUUACUAAACACCCCCUGUAUAUAUAAAUAUAGGUAAAGCAGUAAUUAAAAAAAAUAAAUGUGAUUUAAAUCAUAGUGUAAGUAAUUAUGGUAAAGCAAUGUCAAAUACAGCUUAUGCAAUAAUUAUUAAGGAUAAGGGAAAUGUAUUUUUGAAGAUCUCUCAAUUCUAGUCAAAAAUUGUUAACUUCUAUAUGUUAAGUAAGUACCAUUCUGAAUGGAAUUGUUUUGUUUUUAGAGUUUAUUCACUAUUUAGAAUUAAUAUUUACAAGGAAAAACAAAUCUUAUACUUAUGUAGUGUAUAUUUUAUUCAUAAACAAUUCGAUUAGGUUUCGCAUAUUUACCAGCUUGUAAUAUUAAUUCUAAAAGAUAAAUUGUAGUCAUUCUAUAUUUAAAAAAAUAUUAAUAGACUAGAUAUACAAUACAAAUGCUAUUUAUUUUAAAGCUUUACUAGUAAAUUAAAUAAAGCACAAAUCGAAAUAAA